UCCUUAUAUAAAAAAAAUAUAAUAAAGCACGACAACCAGGUGUUUUCUCAACAUCUCAUUCGCCGGUAGGAGGGGCCGUGAACGCCCCUCGAGGUCGCCUCCCCGGCAUCUAUAAAAAUCGGACAUGACAUCAAACUGUGCACGCGGGUGUUUUCCGCAUUCCCCAACUACCUGCGAGCUUCAGGGCCGUGCGAGCACCGCAGCGCACGCUUUCCACUCCAUCUGUCGGGAGCAGGGCAGGGACACAUCCAUGGGAUAGACGGCCCACAACAGGGGGACAUCCGACCAGGAAGCCGAGGGGCCACACGGGAGGCGAGGACGCCUGAUUUGAGGGAGGGCAGCUGCUGUCGGGGAUACUUCUACGAUCGUGUCCAUGGUCCAGCUUUGAUGAAUGGCAGAUUUGGAAGACCAUGAACCACAAAGCUGACCGCUGAACAGCCAGCGACAGACAAACCAAGGAGCAGGGGGAUUAAAGCGAAGCAAAGCAACAUGGCCGUCUUCAAGCCUGAAAAUGUGGAAGACUUCUAUGAAAUCGGGGAAGUUCUGGGAAGUGGGCAUUUUGGCCAGGUUCGACAGGUUCGUGAGCGUUCCUCCGGGACCUGCUGGGCAGGGAAGUUCAUGAAGAUUCGCAAAAUCGCCUGCAGCCGCUUGGGCCUGGAGAGGGCCAGCGUGGAAAAAGAGGUGGAGAUCCUCCAGGCUGCACAACAUCCAAACAUCGUGACCCUCAAAGAUGUGUUUGAGAGCCGAGCGGAGGUGGUGCUCAUUCUGGAACUCGUUAGUGGAGGGGAGCUGUUUGACUUCAUUGCUGAGAAAGAGAACCUGUUGGAGAGCGAAGCCAUUGAGUUCCUGAAGCAGAUCCUGGAAGGACUGGUAUUCAUGCACAGCAAGAACAUCGCCCAUUUCGAUCUCAAGCCAGAAAACAUCAUGUUGUCAGACAAAGUGUCACCACAUCCCAGAAUCAAACUCAUCGACUUUGGCCUGGCCCACCUUUUUCGCCCGGGAGAGGAGUACAAGAGCACGAGUGGCACUCCACAGUACAUAGCCCCUGAAAUCGUCAACUGCGAGCCUCUGAGCACAGCAGCAGACAUGUGGAGCAUCGGAGUUAUUACCUACAUAUUACUGAGCGGUUUAUCCCCAUUCCAAGAUGACACUGAUGAAGAGACUCUGAAGAAUAUCAUUGCCAUGAAGUAUGAAUUCAACGAACGGCACUUCAGCAUGACGAGCUCCAUGGCCAAAGAUUUCAUCCAGAAACUCCUGGUGAACGAUCCCAAAGAAAGAAUGACCGCCGAGGAGUCUCUGCUUCAUCCAUGGAUAAAGCCCAUUACACGGAAACAGGCGGCCAAUAGGAACCGAUCCUCAAUCAACAUGAAGAACUUUAAGAAGUUCAACGCCAAAAGGAAGUGGAAGAUGUCCUACAACAUGGUGUGGAUGUGCAACCGGCUAAAAAACCUUAGACUGCUUUGCAAGGGGACGACAGACUCAGAUCUACUGCAGAGACAAUGUGAAAGCGACGUCGAGGACACGGAGAGCAAGCCUGCCUCUCUGCUGCGUCGAAGACUGAGCAGCAGUUCCUAGAGCUAGCCACAGGAUGGCAGCAGAGUCUAGGCUUUCCAGGCCGAAGAGGAGGGUUACGGAAGGCAUAUACUGUAUUUUACUGUAUUUUUUGUUACAGUUUUCAAGUAAAAUGGAUGACCAAAUGUUUAAAAGUGCGACAUACUCGCAUAGAGUAUGAGAAGUGCCUGGAAUAUUAGCAUUUCUUUAUAAGAGACCUUAAGAAGGGAACAAGGUGGAAACUUUGGUUGAACUGUGAAAACAGUGAAAACAAUUAAACCCGUUUGUCUCGAAAGUUAUAGAAUAUAUACUUGGAUAGUUACUGAUUCUAGGACACUCUCUGAUAAAAGAAUGUGCCCAGAAAAGAUUUGGGUAGGACUAUAUUUUCUCUGCACAAAAUGUUAAACGUAUUUUAUGACUUAGUCUUCCACGACUUUUAAACUGAUGACAAUAUUUUAAACGUCAGCCAAAUGCAAAUGCUUGGUAUGUUCUUGACUUAACUGUUUUCCGGUUAUGGCUAACUCAGUGCGCUGCAGCAGAGUGGUCAACCACUGGGUCAGAAAAUAAUCCUUUAGUUGCAUCCAGCAUCAAAAUCCCAAAUAGCUAGUUGAAAUUCCACUUUGGACUGGCGAGGAACAAACCUCCAGGUCCACAUGCAUGAUGUUUUGUCCGUGUUCUCGUAGUUGCAACUGAAAUGUAGGAACUUUCAGGAAUCAUCAUCCACCUUGGUUUAAGCUUGACACUGGCCCCUUGUGAUGACUCUUUCCAAGCUCGAGGAAUAACUGUCAAGCUCAAGCGUCCGUUGAUACUAUGAACAUCAGCAGUUAGCUAGAAGGACAUUUUUUUUUAUUUUUAAUGUGUGCGGGUGUGGGGCUGGUGGUUUGUAACACUAUUGAUGUAUAUUUAAUUAUGUCUUUGUACAAUGUCAUACUGCAGAAGCUACAGGAUCUCAUUCAGUACUGUACAUAGGACUUUCACUGGUUCUCCUUUGUGUUCUUAUGCAUUGCUCGCACGCUGCAGCAUGUUUAAAUGGCACAUCAAACAUGUGCUGUGAAUGACCUCAGUACCUGCAGCUUCUAUCACGCGGCAUCAUCCGAAACUUGACAAGUCAGAAGUAUUUUGAAAUACUGCCAAAUCUCUCGUGUCGUCCUCUCUUCUUCUCAGUUAUGUGUGCAUGGGCGUGACGUGUGUCUAUAUGUCAACAGUUGAAGGUUCUCUUUAUAAGAUUUUCACGCUUUUCACAAAACACCUGCCAGUAAAUGCAAGCUGUAGUGACUUCGAUGAGUGUGUUGAGUUACAUUUGUGUUUGAAUACAGUCUAUUUAUAUCACUAGAGAACUGAAGUGGCUACAGACGGUGCCAAAGCUAACAGCAGCGAGAUGCUUGAGGAGACGAUUUCUAAGUCAAAACCCGUGAUUCAUUUAGGCCGGUGGUCAGACAUGCUCUUCUCGUGUAUUGCUGUGCCAGACUGCACACAAUUUGUCAUAUGUUAAUGGUCUUAAGAGUAAAAGAAGGAGACCACACUCACAAGUCAGUUUUGAGUGAUUGCCAUUUUCAAUAGAGGUAAGAUUAGCCGUGUCUGGCUCCUAUCAGAGCUGGCUAUUGGCAGAAGCAGAGUUGUAAACUGUGCCAAGUUGUCCAGUUUUAGCCUAUAAUGAUAUCCGCCAGCAGACAUAUUUAGUCAAUUAAUUAGUUGACAAUAAAUUAAUCGGUUGCUACCCUGACCUUGUGUGAUCUCAUUCAGUUCACUUUGUACUCCACUUCCUGCUAUUCUUCAAACUAGUUGUUUUUAAAAAUGUUCUGGUGUAAAGAAUAAAUAUAUAUUACAAGUCUA
This is a messenger RNA of Mugil cephalus (flathead mullet), 3384 nucleotides long. RefSeq names its product death-associated protein kinase 2. The record is from RefSeq and is a predicted model, not a curated record. Gene Ontology annotation, molecular function: protein serine/threonine kinase activity; ATP binding. Gene Ontology annotation, cellular component: cytoplasm; nucleus. Bases 490 to 1575 code for a protein of 361 amino acids. The transcript is spliced from 12 exons. NCBI's taxonomy places the organism in Eukaryota, Metazoa, Chordata, Actinopteri, Mugiliformes, Mugilidae. Gene Ontology annotation, biological process: protein phosphorylation; intracellular signal transduction; positive regulation of apoptotic process.